Messenger RNA from Rhipicephalus microplus (southern cattle tick), 450 nucleotides. Its product is annotated as PI-stichotoxin-Hcr2f-like. Lineage: Eukaryota; Metazoa; Arthropoda; Arachnida; Ixodida; Ixodidae. The record is from RefSeq and is a predicted model, not a curated record. Gene Ontology annotation, molecular function: serine-type endopeptidase inhibitor activity.
UCUUCUAUAUUUAUGAUUUGCGUUCCGCAUAAUUAAACAAAAACAACAGCUUUCUUACUUCGCCAAUUGAAUAGGAAACGUGUGUUGAAAGGUAUCACUAUUCUGUGCUUUGCCUUAAACAAGGCGAACAAUGAAACAUCAAGUUCACGCAAUCCUGUCAGUAAUUUCUCUUUUCUACGUUGCAGACGCUGAUGCUAUGUUCAACGAGAUUUGCUUCAUGCCACGUGAUGUGGGAAAGUGCGAGACAAUAUGCCAGGCCCAAUGGAAGUGGUACUACGAUAACGCCACAGGAAACUGUCACCCAUUUAUGUACGCCGGUUUCGAAGGAAACAACAACCGCUUUAGAAACUGUGAAAGUUGUAUGCAUGCAUGCGACGCCAAAAAAUGCGUCCAUGGAACACAGUCAAGAGAUACGUAGUUCCCAAAAUAAAAUUCUCUGUGAACGGCAUA